GCCGCGUUCAUCAGCCUCGGGCCCGGGCAGCGCUGGGCCCUGGCCGCCCCCCUCCUUGUUGGUCGGGCUUUUUGAUCUCAGAGAAGGCUUUUUGCACAGGGAUAGGCAACAAAAACACGUUUCUAGAAGUGCUCACGCUUUUUUGAAACUGCUGCGUUUCAAACUCGGGAGAACCAGGGGAUAAAAUCUUUGCUUUUAGUGUAAAAGUAAUGGGUGCCUGCCCAGGUCUGGGCCAGGCCGGUGUGUGAGAUCAGGCUGUGCCGGGAGAUCAGGCAGCCCUGCUUGCUUCCCCGAGGCAGCUCCGGCAGGAUAAUGAGCCUUUUCAGUGAGCUUCAUUUCAGGUUUCUUCUCACUCUUUCUCCCUCGCUUAGGACAAGGAGGUCACGCGUACCUGCAGGAAUGGCUUUGGUGGGCAGGGCUGCUGUGCAUGGGAGUUGGAGAAGCAGCAAAUUUUGCUGCCUACGCCUUUGCUCCUGCAACACUGGUAACUCCCCUGGGUGCUCUAAGUGUCCUUGUUAGUGCAGUUCUGUCUUCCACUUUCUUGAAUGAGCAGCUGAAUGUUCAUGGGAAGAUUGGCUGCAUCCUGUGUAUUCUGGGAUCCACAGUGAUGGUGAUCCAUGCUCCGCAGGAAGAAGGCGUUUCCAGCCUUGAGUCAAUGGCAGAGAAGCUGAAAGAUCCAGGAUUCAUUGUAUUUGCUCUGUGUGUCCUGGUGAGCUCCCUUCUGCUUAUCUUUGUGGCUGGACCCCGUUAUGGACAGAGCAACGUCCUGGUUUAUGUUUUGGUCUGCUCUGCCAUCGGCUCACUUUCUGUGUCCUGUGUCAAAGGCUUGGGGAUUGCCCUGAAAGAACUGUUUUCUGGGAAGCCAGUUCUUUCAGAACCACUGGGCUGGGUGCUCCUGGUGUGCCUGGUGAUCUGCAUCAGCAUCCAGAUCAACUACCUGAACAAAGCUUUGGACAUCUUCAACACUUCUGUGGUCACACCCGUGUACUAUGUGCUGUUCACCACAGCAGUCAUGAUGUGCUCUGCCAUCCUCUUCAAGGAGUGGCAACACAUGGUGCUAGACAACAUCAUUGGCACCAUCAGUGGCUUCCUCACCAUCGUGUCUGGCAUCUUUCUCCUGCACGCCUUCAGGGACAUGCCCUUCAGCCCCAACCUUCUGCCCCUCUUCCUGCAGCAAGGAAGGGCCGACCUGCAUGCCUCGUGGAUGAGUGCAGACAGACAUCAGGCAUGUCAGCACCAGCCUCUUCUGCCCUCAGAGGACAAAGGCUCUCAGAGCACAGAGGAGGAAGAGGAGGAGGAAGGCAAAAGUGUGUGAGGAAGCCUCUAAACUGCUAGCUUUCUGCUCCCACUGUUGGCCAGUUCUACUGCAAGGUUGAACAAGCUGCCUCAGCUGCUGCUAGACACUGCUGCAGUAGCAGGAGUUGGCAGUUACCUGUCCUAGGUACGAUGGGUGACCUGCUGCUGCAGGGAGCUGGCAGGGACAGCAGCCUCCUGUGGCUAUGGGCAGGAGCCCCGGGAACCACCCAGUUCCUGGAAACCAGAGCCUCUUCACUUCAGCUGUGGAGAGGGCUGCAGCACUAACACAGUGCUAACCCUUACUGAAUGUGAAGACCACGCAUUUGGGGAGGCCUCACAGCAUUUUUUAAAAGUAUACUUAGAAGAUUAACAGUUAGAAAAUAAUCUAACAUUGCGCUAAGAUUACAUGGAGAGAAGAUGGAUGUCUGGCUUUAAAGAUGACAGACCCAGAAUAUUAAUUCAAAAAUUCCUCUGUCAAGUACUUGUUUUGCUCACUCUGCUAGAAUUUAUUUACAGAUUCAUAUCCAAGAACAGAAUACAGCCAAAACUCGAAAACUUCAGUGGCACUGCCACAUGCUGCUGUGGCUCUUACGGAGGGAGCAACCCCUUCACACAACGUCUGCUGUGCAGGUUGAUGAAGCACCUGCUUACAUAUUCUAUUAAAACCCCAUUUGUUCAGUUA
This is a messenger RNA of Athene cunicularia (burrowing owl), 1978 nucleotides long. Its product is annotated as magnesium transporter NIPA2-like. NCBI's taxonomy places the organism in Eukaryota, Metazoa, Chordata, Aves, Strigiformes, Strigidae. Gene Ontology annotation, cellular component: membrane. The record is from RefSeq and is a predicted model, not a curated record. Gene Ontology annotation, biological process: magnesium ion transport. Gene Ontology annotation, molecular function: magnesium ion transmembrane transporter activity. The transcript has 4 exons. The coding region runs from base 428 to 1315 and encodes 295 amino acids.